AUGGUCACACAUGAUCAUACUGUGGUUACCCAACUCGCUGUGUUCGCUGCAGAGACUCACAUUCUUCUUCAUGCUGUACCAAACCAAGAGAUGGUCCUCCCAAAUGCUCGAGCGACCAUCCAGCCAAUCAGCAUUGUGGAUGCAACGAGAGACAUAAACAUAGAGACCUCCAACUAA
Cinara cedri is the source of this 177-nucleotide messenger RNA. The record is from the annotation of a GenBank genome assembly. NCBI's taxonomy places the organism in Eukaryota, Metazoa, Arthropoda, Insecta, Hemiptera, Aphididae.